AUGUACCUGAAGAGGAAAGACAUUUCCGGAGGAAUUGCGGGAACUUGCACAGAUCUGUGUUUCUUCCCCAUUGACACGCUCAAGACCCGUCUGCAGGCCAAGGGUGGCUUUUUUGUCAACGGAGGAUGGCAUGGAGUGUACCGAGGAGUCGGAUCGGCUAUCGUGGCCUCGGCACCAGGAGCUUCUCUCUUCUUCCUGACCUACGAGUACACCAAGACGCAUCUUACUCCCCAUGUGCGUGCUCUCAUUCUCAACGAUGACGUGGCACAAGGUGUCACUCACAUGAUUGGAGCUUCUCUUGGAGAAGUUGCUGCCUGUAUGGUUCGAGUGCCCUCAGAGGUGAUCAAGCAGAGAGCCCAGACUGGUCACUACAAGUCGUCCAUGGAGGCCCUCAAGUCGAUCCUCAAUAACUCUAGCGGCGAGGGAGUGCUGCGAGGUCUGUACCGAGGCUACGCUACCACCAUUGUGCGAGAAAUCCCCUUCACCAUGAUCCAGUUUCCUCUGUACGAGUUUCUCAAGAAGAAGUGGGCUCGGGCCACCGAAAGAGAUGUGGUCACUUCCAAGGAGGCUGCCGUAUGUGGAUCUUUCUCUGGAGGUGUUGCUGCUGCUCUGACCACUCCUCUGGAUGUGAUCAAAACCCGUCUGAUGCUCCACAAGCAGAGACAGACCUUUUUCCAGACGUACCGGCAGAUAGUCCAGACCGAGGGAUACAGUGCUCUGCUCAAAGGCAUUGGUCCUCGAACCAUGUGGAUCUCUGCCGGAGGAGCCAUUUUCCUUGGAGUCUACGAGACCGCCAAGAAGAGUCUGACUGGUGUGCUCGAUAAGCCCAAGUUGGACUAG
Molecule: messenger RNA, 840 nt
Organism: Yarrowia lipolytica CLIB122
Lineage: Eukaryota; Fungi; Ascomycota; Dipodascomycetes; Dipodascales
Source: RefSeq, a predicted model, not a curated record